This is a messenger RNA of Verruconis gallopava, 387 nucleotides long. RefSeq lists its product as uncharacterized. The record is from RefSeq and is a predicted model, not a curated record. Lineage: Eukaryota; Fungi; Ascomycota; Dothideomycetes; Venturiales; Sympoventuriaceae. The coding region runs from base 1 to 387 and encodes 128 amino acids. The transcript has a single exon.
AUGGACGCCGAACAUGCGAGCCGGAUAUCAAGAGGGUACACGGCCCAGCUUGUGCGCCAGUCAGUUGACCCAAAGGAAGUAUCCGGAGCGGCGCAUAUCUCGCACAUGUCUUCACAUUGCGCUACGCUACAAGUUCAAUUGGCCAUGGUCGUCAUAUCUCCAGACCGGGAGUGCGCCUCCGCCAGCGUCAAGGUGCGGCGCCGAGCAGGCGAGCGCAACCCUCCGCCUACUGCAUACGGCCAAAGCGCCUUGCUCGGCCUCGAGGGCUGGAACAAGCAAUGCGCUGGUUUGCAAACGUUCGACAAGAGACGGGCCCGCGUCCUGAAUUCAUCUUUUGCACGCCGCCCUGCCCAGCCAGCAGGUCGAGAGCGUGCCAUGCUAGAUUAG